Molecule: messenger RNA, 777 nt
Organism: Chlorella variabilis
Lineage: Eukaryota; Viridiplantae; Chlorophyta; Trebouxiophyceae; Chlorellales; Chlorellaceae
Exons: 2
Coding region: 1-777 (258 amino acids)
Molecular function (GO): kinase activity
Source: RefSeq, a predicted model, not a curated record
AUGUCCCCAGCUAUCCUUAGGGACAUCGCAGAGCGCGCCGGCGGCAUUACCUCACAGCCCGACUACCCAGCUUUAUCAGCAGCUCUGGAGCUCCACCAGCGCAACGCAGGGUUUGCCCCUGUGCUGAGUGCAGCUGAGAUGCGCUUGCUGGCGCUUUACUCGCAGCAGAACGCACACCUUGCACUGCUGAGGCAAGGGCAGAUUGAGUUGUCAGACGCGCAGCGUCGGCUGGCAGCGGGCCUGUCUGCCAACCGCCAGCUGGUGGAGCUGGACCCCAGCGCCGGCGCCUGCUUGCACUGGAAGCGGGCCCACUCGGUAGAGAUGGUGGCAGCCCUUCGCCUGGUUGAGUUUCUCUUUUCUGGCGCCGCCGGACCGCGCUGGUCUGUGGAGGAGGUGCGCGGCCUGCUGGCGACCGCUAAGAGCGCACGGGCCAAGUGCAAGCCCUGGCUGCCGCUGGAAAUACAUGCCCAGUUUAGGCGCACGAUUGCUGACAGCAUCCACUUUGUGAACGAGGCGGCAGCGCAUGACCCCGGGCAGGAGAUGCUGCCGGCAGUGCGAGACGGACGCCUUGUGCGCCACCAACUCUCCAACCUACCCUCCUGCAGCGGCUGCGGGCAGCGGGUCAGCAGCCUGAAGAAAUGCUCCCGCUGCCACGUGGCGGCCUACUGCAGCCGCGCCUGCCAGGUGCAGCACUGGAAGAAGGGCGGGCACAAGCAGCAGUGCGCACAACUGGCGGCGGGCAGCGCUGGCGCUGGCAGCAGCAGCAGCAGGAGCUGA